AUGACAGUCAAGGCAUUGCGAGCCAUCGCACAGGGCCAAAACGGCCUCGGCGCCUUCAUCUUGCAAUGCAAGAAGUUGGACCUUCAUUACUGCGACUGGGCUGGUAGCUCCAAAGGCAUGAACGGCUUCAUCAAGUCUCUCCUUCCCAAAUUCGCCGCCGCCAACCCCCAAGUCGAGUUCGCCGUCUCUCCCCGACCGGGAAAACACCCUGUCAUCAUAGGGCACUACAUCAACGGCCGGACAAAGCCCAUAUGCGUACGAAAUCUGUCGCCGUACGAAGUACUGCAAAAAUUGGAGCUGCUCCGGGAUGCCAGUGGAGAGAAACUGAAGAAGACGAACAAGGCGGUAACGAGCACGAGACCCAGCGUACGAGGCAUAUGGUCCCCUUAUCACGGCAAGGGCCUGGUUGUGUAA
Molecule: messenger RNA, 414 nt
Organism: Drechmeria coniospora
Lineage: Eukaryota; Fungi; Ascomycota; Sordariomycetes; Hypocreales; Ophiocordycipitaceae
Product: mitochondrial 54S ribosomal protein L51
Exons: 3
Coding region: 1-414 (137 amino acids)
Biological process (GO): mitochondrial translation
Cellular component (GO): mitochondrial large ribosomal subunit
Molecular function (GO): structural constituent of ribosome
Source: RefSeq, a predicted model, not a curated record